Messenger RNA from Racocetra persica, 139 nucleotides. Lineage: Eukaryota; Fungi; Glomeromycota; Glomeromycetes; Diversisporales; Gigasporaceae. The record is from the annotation of a GenBank genome assembly.
AGGCAGAAACCGUUGACUUGGUACAAACCCACGUCUACUACAGAUUACCAAGGAGAACAGAGUCCCAAGCCAUCUAAUAUAUCAGGGUCUCAAAGUAUUCAACUCAAGACCGCUUUAGAAAGCUUUUCACCAACAAUAA